Anolis carolinensis (green anole) is the source of this 600-nucleotide messenger RNA. RefSeq names its product cytochrome c oxidase assembly factor 4 homolog, mitochondrial. NCBI's taxonomy places the organism in Eukaryota, Metazoa, Chordata, Lepidosauria, Squamata, Anolidae. The transcript is spliced from 2 exons. Gene Ontology annotation, cellular component: mitochondrial intermembrane space. Gene Ontology annotation, biological process: mitochondrial respiratory chain complex IV assembly. The record is from RefSeq and is a predicted model, not a curated record. Bases 152 to 424 code for a protein of 90 amino acids.
CAGUCGCUCUGGAUCCGUAUCACGGCGGGAGCGGAGAAAAAGGCCUCUAAAGCGGCGCCCGCCAUCUUGGAAACGGAAAGCCCCGAAGCGGAAGUGGUCCCGAAGUGCUUCCGCUCACGGCUGAGUCUGGAAGAGGGGAAGAUUCCUCAGUAUGUCCGGCGCCAAGCCCCCUGGUCACAACUGGAGCAGGAAACCAAAAGAAGAGGAGGAGGAGGAAGGCGAGGAGGAUGCCUUUGAUCUAAUGAUCGCCCGCACCGGCUGCGCCUCUUUCCACUAUGCGGUGCAGGAUUGCAUGGCGGAGCACCAAGACUGGAGGAAGUGCCAGCCGCAAGUACAGGGCUUCAAGGAGUGCAUGAAGGAACACCAGAAGCAACAGGCGGAAGAGCAUCGGAGGCGGCAGCAGAUGCACCAGGCCCCCUGCUGAAGAGCGGCUCCUUUGCUGAGCACCAAAUACAUGUGCCUAUCUCAAACAGAGACUUGUGGAGCCUAAUCCUAGCAAAAUGUGCACCUUUUUCUACCAUGCAUACCGUUAAACGAUAUUUAAUGCCAAAAGGAGGAACAGGAUUUAUUCUCUUGCACAAUAAACAAACAUGAAAGUAA